UUCAUUUAUUCUUAUAUAUAUAUAUAGCACAUAGUCUUGUUUCCUCUUUUUUCUUUUAUAAAAAAAAACACAUCAACUUGUGAUUUUAUCCUUAUCAUCAUGACCAAUUCAGACAAUGCAUUCGAUAAUGAAAGAUCACUUGUCAAGAAACUCGACAAAAGGCUACUGUUGUUUGCAAUGUUUGGCAAUCUCGUAAAGACACUUGACAAUUCUAAUCUCGCAAGUGCUUUUAUCAGUGGAAUGGAAGAAGAACUAAAUAUUACUGGUAUCCAGUACAACUGGAUGAGUGUAUUAUUUAUGAUUGGUUAUCUAUUAAUGCAGAUACCUUCGAAUAUAAUGUUGUCAAAAUUGAGACCUUCUGUCUAUCUAUCCUGUCUCGAGGUCAUCUGGUGUAUAUUGACUAUAGCCAUGGCCUGUGCGCAGAAUGUAAAAACCGUCUAUCUUAUCCGACUCUUACUCGGUCUCUCAGAAGCUGGCUUCUACCCUGGUAUUGUGUUUUUGAUCGGAACUUGGUACACAAAACGAGAACUUGGCAAGAGAUUGGCUCUACUCACAAUCUUUGGGUCUCUUGGAAGCGGCCUAAGUGGAGUCAUUCAAGCAAUCAUGCUAAAGACUCUUGAUGGAGUAUUUGGCAUUAGUGGUUGGCGGUGGAUGUUUUUAUUUGAUGCACUUGUUACUGCAACUCUUGCCUUGUUUGGUUACUUUGCUCUGCCAGAUUAUCCUUUCAAUACCCCCUGGCUAUCCAAAUCAGAGAGUCAGUUGGCUACAAGGCGAAUGGAAGAAGAAAAAGGAUACUCAACCACAUCAACAUCCAAGAUAACCAUCAAGUCAUUCUUUCAACAUUUGCUGGGAAACAAGUAUCUUGGUUUGUUUGUAGUCGGCUGGGCGUCUGUGCAUAUUGCUUUGGGAGCUCCUCAUGUUAUAGGAAUCGUAGCAAAGAAACUUGGUUUUGAUGCCGUAACAUCCAACCUCUUGACCACCCCAAAUACUUUGAUAACUAUGGGAUUCACUCUAGCAAAUGGAUUCCUCAGUGAUCAUUUACGUACAAGAAUCUGGUGUAUUCUUAUCCCAUGUAUUUUUGGAUUUAUUGGGUGUUGUAUGCUGUCUGCAUUUGUUCAGCCAUUUGGAUUUCUUUAUCUUGGGUUUGUAUUUGCUGAUUCUGGAUUAAAGUCAACAACAUCUAUUGUCAUGACAUGGGCAAGUGAGAUUAUUUCACCUCAUACAGAAAUCAGAGCAAUGGCUAUUGCUGUAAUGAACACAUCUGCUUCCCUAAUGUGGUCCUGGACACCAUUGAUUCUUUGGCCUGUGACAGAUGCACCUUAUUACCAUACCGGAUUUACUGUGAGUGUGUUUUGUAUUCUGAUCUUUAUUGGAUCAAUGGGCGCAAUUGGAUAUAUUUCCCAAAAGACAUCCGAUCCUGAAAAGACCAUUAUUGUACCUGAUGAUGAUAUCCUCUUUGAACCUCUCCUUGGUCGAGAAUCUAUUGAAACCAUUAUACGUUAAACACUAGAAGAAGAAGCAAAAUGGGAAUCUCUAUAUAUAUAUAUUAUUAUUAUUAUAUCAAAAAUUUGCGUUGUACAUGGUUCGUUGUUAUUGCUUUCUAUUGAUAUUUCCUAUUGAUGUUGUGAAUGUUGCACCAGAAAAAAAAAUAAAAAAUAAAAAACCAAAAAGGUUGUAUUCAUUAUUUUCUUUUUUAGAAUAACAAUAUAAUAUAAUAUAAUAUAAUAUAAAAUAAAGAUAUAUAUAUAUAUAUAUAUAUAUGUAUAUGUAUAUGUAUAUGUAUAUGUAUGUAUACAUGAAAGC
This is a messenger RNA of Phycomyces blakesleeanus NRRL 1555(-), 1803 nucleotides long. RefSeq lists its product as hypothetical. The transcript has 13 exons. Bases 100 to 1503 code for a protein of 467 amino acids. Gene Ontology annotation, cellular component: membrane. NCBI's taxonomy places the organism in Eukaryota, Fungi, Mucoromycota, Mucoromycetes, Mucorales, Phycomycetaceae. Gene Ontology annotation, biological process: transmembrane transport. Gene Ontology annotation, molecular function: transmembrane transporter activity. The record is from RefSeq and is a predicted model, not a curated record.